AUGAAGCUUUCCUGGUCACUAGCAGCUUUGGCAACAGCCCGAGUCGCUCAAGAAUCCGAUAAUGCUUUGGAGGACGAGCGAAUCUGGGUCCCAGACUACACGGAAGAAAUCACCGUAGACCUGAGUACCACCGCCGAUGGAACCUUCACCUGGUCCGUCCCGACCUUCGACGACGGCAGUGGCUACCAACGAUACAAGCCGAAUAUGUACUAUCGAGUUUACGUGACGACACCUUCCGAGCUGGAUGUUGUCAGUGUUGCAUUCAGCGAUUUCGAUGUGGAAGAAAAAGGCAUCGCUGGUUUGUGCGAUAACGACGCUGCGAUGGUCUUCAACGGUCCAGACGGCAACGCCGAGCUCGCCCGCUAUUGUGGAAAUCAACCCGUUGCGGACGUCACUGGAACUCGUCAGGAUCUCACCCUCGUCUUCAAAACCAACGAAAACAGCGUCGUCCACAGGGGCUUCACAGCAACGUUCACGACUGUUCCCCUGCCUGAGAAUCUUCUCGCCUGGAACAAGAUCAACAACGCUUUCGAAGAUUUGAAGAGCGAAGUCUUUGAUGGACACGAUCACUUCAAAGAACAUCUUCAGGCCAAAAAGCGAUCUUCAUCCAGAGAAUCUUCAGCAGAUUCGUCUGGAUGCGCGACAACAGCAAGCCAUUUUACACUGAUGAAUAUGGCGAACUCCAGCCUACCACCAACGACGGACUACAGCGAUCCUUGCUACGCUCUCGGCAAUUUCAUCGAGUCGAUUCGCAGCUUUCACUUCGCCUACGUCUGCCAAGACGAUCUCUUCCCCACCAUCUACUACCCAGUCGCCGGAGAAACGCCACAAGAAGCCAGAGCUAGAAGAUCAAAGAUUCCAGCAAAGACCAAGAAAAUGCUCUACAACCAGUACGUAGCCUUCACCAACCAAAAGUUCCACGGAAUGGGCUGCCUCGUUUAA
Messenger RNA from Oikopleura dioica, 942 nucleotides. NCBI's taxonomy places the organism in Eukaryota, Metazoa, Chordata, Appendicularia, Copelata, Oikopleuridae. The record is from the annotation of a GenBank genome assembly.